Messenger RNA from Saccharomyces eubayanus, 714 nucleotides. RefSeq names its product Pex11p (gene PEX11). Bases 1 to 714 code for a protein of 237 amino acids. Gene Ontology annotation, biological process: regulation of peroxisome size; peroxisome fission. The transcript has a single exon. Lineage: Eukaryota; Fungi; Ascomycota; Saccharomycetes; Saccharomycetales; Saccharomycetaceae. Gene Ontology annotation, cellular component: peroxisomal membrane. The record is from RefSeq and is a predicted model, not a curated record.
AUGGUCUGCGAUACAGUAGUAUAUCAUCCUUCCGUGACGAGGUUCGUCAAAUUCCUAGAUGGCUCGGCCGGUAGAGAAAAGAUUUUGAGGUUGCUACAGUACUUGGCAAGGUUUUUAGCUGUACAGAACUCGUCAGUAUUGGCCAGACUAUUGCAAACUCAAUUCACUACUGUAAGGAAGUUCCUGAGGUUUUUGAAACCUUUGAACCACUUGCAAGCUGCUGCCAAAUUUUACGACAACAAAUUGGCUAGUGAUAACGUUAUUAGAGUCUGUAACAUUUUGAAAAACGUCUUCUUUGCUGCGUAUUUGUCACUGGACCAAGUAAAUCUUUUAAGAAUCUUAAAAGUGAUCCCGGUGACCAUCCUUACCGGUAAGAAGGUACCCCGUUGGUCCAACUGGUGUUGGUUGUUCGGCCUUUUAAGUGGGUUGGUCAUGGAUCUUCGCAAGAUCCAAACAUCUCAAUCUCAGAUCACUGCAUUCGUAAGUGCCAAAUCGCAAGGCCAAGGCGGCGAGAAGGAAGAUCACAAGAAAGUGUUGGGAAAAGCUUAUCAAGACAGAUAUGCCGCUUUGAGAAGACUGGUCUGGGACGCUGCAGACUCGUUCAUAGUCCUCAACAACCUAGGCUAUUUGUCUAGCAACGAGGAAUACGUUGCAUUGUCUGGUGUGGUCACUUCUGUUUUUGGUAUGCAAGACAUGUGGAAAGCUACUUCUUAA